Messenger RNA from Aspergillus alliaceus, 2052 nucleotides. RefSeq names its product TPR domain protein. The transcript has a single exon. The record is from RefSeq and is a predicted model, not a curated record. Gene Ontology annotation, molecular function: protein binding. The coding region runs from base 88 to 1779 and encodes 563 amino acids. Gene Ontology annotation, cellular component: intracellular anatomical structure. Lineage: Eukaryota; Fungi; Ascomycota; Eurotiomycetes; Eurotiales; Aspergillaceae.
GCCCAUCCUGCGGCUAGACAACAUCUCUUAAGGAUUAUCGUAUGUACGGCCACUUGACUAAUUGAUUUACUGCCUAGACAACUCAAGAUGAGCAACUAUACUGCAAAGCCACAAAGCCAUAAUCCAGAUGGUUACUACGAUCUCGGGUCCUUCCACCGGCCAGUGACCACUUCCAGCCAUGAGGCUCAGACCUGGUUCGAUCGCGGCCUCAUCUGGACGUAUGCUUUUAACCAUGAAGAAGCAGUAAACUGUUUUGAAAAAGCUAUUGGACACGACCACUCCUGUGCCAUGGCAUACUGGGGGCUGGCGUACACCCUAGGCCCCAACUACAACAAGCCAUGGCAAUUUUUUGACCAACAGGAACUGGAAAGGACGGUUCAGCGCACUCACCGAGCAGCUGAAGAUGCUAGAAAGCUUGGGAUUAUGGCGAGGCCCGUCGAGUCGGCACUUAUCGAAGCCCUCCAAAGGCGAUACCCGCAGGAUGAGCCGCUAGGAGACUGUUCUUCUUGGAACCAGGGAUAUGCCGAAGCUAUGCAAUCUGUUUACCAGCGAUUCCCAGAUGACCUAGACGUCGCAACGUUGUACGCUGAUUCGCUGAUGAACUUGACACCAUGGGAAUUAUGGGACUUGCGGACUGGUCAGCCGGCCUCAACCGCACGCACGGUUGAGAUAAAGACAGUACUUGAUCGGGCUCUAGCACAGGACGGAGCUCUCCGUCACCCUGGCCUGCUGCACAUGUACAUCCAUUUGAUGGAGAUGUCGGGCACACCCGAGACGGCCUUGCUUGCUGCGGAUAACCUGCGUGGAUUGGUGCCUGACGCAGGCCAUCUUAACCACAUGCCUACUCACUUGGAUAUCCUUUGCGGCGAUUAUCGGAAGGCAAUUGCGUCUAACUCUGAAGCGAUCCGUGCUGAUGAAAAGUUCCUUGCUCGUGCGGGAGCUGUUAACUUCUAUACCCUCUACCGGUCGCACGAUUAUCAUUUUCGAAUCUAUGCUGCGAUGUUCGCGGGGCAGUCAAAGGUUGCCAUAGAUACUGCUGAAGAGCUAGAGUCGUCCAUCCCUGAUGAGCUACUACGCCGCGAGUCACCACCGAUGGCCGAUUGGCUUGAAGGCUUUCUAGCUAUGAAGGUGCACGUAUUGAUUCGGUUCGGACGCUGGCAGGAUAUCCUCGAUCUUGAAGUUCCACACAACAAGAAUCUUUACUGUGUGACAACAGCAAUGAUCCAUUACGGGAAAGGCGUUGCGUUAGCUGCAACGGGACAGGUUGAUCAGGCAGACAAGGAGCGAGAACUCUUUCAUGGGGCGUUGAAGCGUGUUGCGUCUACUCGUAUGCUGUUCAACAAUAAAUGUAUUGACAUACUAGCUAUUGCAGAGGCUAUGCUUGAUGGAGAGCUCGAAUAUCGCAAGGGGAAUUAUGAUGCGGCCUUUAGUCACCUAAGACGGUCCAUCUCCCUGGAUGACGGACUACCUUACGACGAGCCUUGGGGAUGGAUGCAACCGACUCGACAUGCUUAUGGUGCUCUUUUACUUGAGCAGGGACGAGUUGAAGAAGCUGCGGCGGUUUACAGUGCCGAUCUGGGGCUGGAUGAGACCUUGCCCCGUGCGCUGCAGCACCCGAACAACGUGUGGUCGCUACAUGGAUAUCACGAAUGCCUGAUAAAGCUUGGACGGACUGCCGAGGCAAGCAUUAUCCAACAGCAACUGAAACUUGCAGCAGCGACAGCCGAUGUCCGAGUUCAGUCAUCGUGCUACUGCCGCAGAAGUGCUGGUUGUAGCUAGGGCUUCUCGAUUACUGCUAAUAUGCGAACUAUCAAUUAGAUUGAGGUGAAUAGCGUGCUUGUCAGAUCUACAAUAAUAUUUCUCCACUGAUAUAGUGGCUUGACCCAGUGUACUUUUUGCAUUUCUUGUGACCAUUCUCAACACAAGUUCCCAGCCCCUUGGAAUGUGCUUAUUCCUUUCACUCUGUAUCUGUAGCUUAGCAACCAUACUUGAUGUACUUAUAGCAGCUUCACUUGAUUCUUACUCAAUUGACAAAGCACUUUCACCUGUGGG